UUCGUAAAAAAAUUGUUUAGCAAAUAGUAAACAUUACAUCUUCCCGAAUGUGUCGAUGACAUAUAAAAGGGCACACACUCCAGCUUCCAAUAUCAGUUGCUUAAUUGAGAACUGAAGUAAACUAUUCUGCCGGCAAGAUGAAGUUCCUCGUGUUAGCGGCUAUUUUAAUAUCGUUCGGUGCUCUAACUAUCGGCCAAAGCCACAACUACUUCUGGGGCUCCCGGAGAGGGUACGAUGUACUACUGAACCGCACAUCCGCCUUCCGGUCUCCAUCGAUGCUACGUGUGAAGUCUAUGGAUUUGCAGUAUCCACUACGGGGCCAGAGAGGUGGCAACAUUACGGCCAUCAACAUCGAGGACCAGUACAGCAAUGGAAAAGGAGGCUAUGCGAAGUUGCUUGCCGGCGGCAUAGGAUACAAUUUCACUAAAAUUCAUCUGAAGUCGCAGAGAGGUGGAGGAUUUAACUUUAUUGUUGAAAUUUACGGUCGCUAGUUUGGAGUACGGAGCUGGCAGUCUUGAUGUUGGGAACUUGGAGGUGAACGGUUACAGUAAAGACAUGAACAUGGUUGGAGAAUAUUAACUUUUUCUAUUAGAUUCAUCUAAUCAGUGAAGACAAUUUGGCUAAAUAUCAUAUACUGUUAUGUGCUCCAUUUUGUUUUUAUCCAAUAAUAAUCGUAUUAUAGAAAUAAAGCACA
Topomyia yanbarensis is the source of this 694-nucleotide messenger RNA. RefSeq names its product probable salivary secreted peptide. NCBI's taxonomy places the organism in Eukaryota, Metazoa, Arthropoda, Insecta, Diptera, Culicidae. The transcript has 2 exons. Bases 138 to 491 code for a protein of 117 amino acids. The record is from RefSeq and is a predicted model, not a curated record.